AUGCCCUGGAGACUCAAUGGCAUCCUUUCACCUGGUGCUCCUCCCAUUCAUCCAGAAGGUGCACCAACCAUCAAGCCUAACUUUCACAAGAACCUUUCAAAUGUUCCUGCCUUGGAAGCUCCAUGGAGGGGAAGCUUCGAGGUGCUAGAUAUGGAUAAGGUAGACUCUGACAUGAAACUCUGUGAAGGAUUUGUGGCACAUUCCCCAGCAAUUGUUUCUCGUAAAGCCUAUGAAUUUUCGAGACAGAUAGCCGGAGUUAUGCAAUUUAAACUGCAUCCUUGUUCCAAUUUUGGACCAGAGAUAUUCCAAGCCAUCUCACCGGAUGUCAACAAUAUAGCUUUAUAUUUCUACCCUGGAAAGUUUGAAAGGUCCAUGAAAAAGUACUCUACUCUUUUGAAGUACAUUGAGAAGAACAAUCUGGUGAUGAGGAGUCAGAUGGGAUCUGUAGAGCUGUUUGUUUUUGCAUCAAAACUUUUGCCUUUGGAGUCCCAGAGUGAUUUCUCUCAAACACUUGAACGACGCAUCAUGUUGGGCCCCACAAGUUUGCUUCCAUGCGAAACGGCUUGUCAAGAACAAUUUCAAGAGGCUGUUUUAAUGCAAAGGAUACAUCCUCUUGAUGCAAACACUCAAAGCCUCUCAGCCGCGUAA
Molecule: messenger RNA, 648 nt
Organism: Dovyalis caffra
Lineage: Eukaryota; Viridiplantae; Streptophyta; Magnoliopsida; Malpighiales; Salicaceae
Source: the annotation of a GenBank genome assembly